UAAUAGUCAAUCAUUGAUUUUGAAUACAGUCACAUCAAAAAUAAAUAUAGAGAAACAUAAUUUUUAAUCGAGAAUGUAUUCAUCCAAAUUUAUUGUAAGCAUUCUUAUUUUGGCCCAAUUCAGCCUUAAUACCAUUUCUGGCCAAUGGAACAAUGAAAACACCGACAAUCGAAUAGACGGUACGGCCUACGAUAAUAAUGAUGUCGAUAAGGGAACGGAUGCGUCUUUGGAGAAACUGCUAUCCUUGAACUACAGGACAUUAGAUCGAAGGCAAGGCAAGCAAAAUGCCACAGAGGAUGAUGAGUUUGAGUUUCUCAUCGCUGGUGGCUAUAGGCCAAAAACUAAUCUUCUGGUUCAAUUCAUGGUAUCCUUGCGCACUGAAAAGCAGUUUGGAUAUUUUGGAGACAAUCAUUAUUGCGCUGGUUCAAUUAUCUCCAAAAAGGUAAUACUAACAGCGGCGCAUUGUCUUAUUAUGGGGGAAAAAAUAAUGGAACCCAAUGAAAUUACAGUUGUGGCAGGAAUUCAACGUCGUCUUCUAAAAACUGCACAUACUCAGAUAUUGGCUGUGGAAAAGGUUAUAGUGCAUUCAAAAUUCAGUUUGAAAAAUAAAUUACCAGAAAAUGAUAUUGGUAUUUUGAAGCUAAAGGAUGAAAUAACAAUUAACGAGGGAUUUGUAAACAUUAUACCAAUGGCAGAUUCUGAACCAAUAAUUGGAACAAAAUGUACUGCACUUGGGUGGGGUAAAAUUACACAGUAUGGCCCUCCGCCCGAUGAAGUUCUUAGUGCCGAUUUGAUCAUUACCGAAGUUGAGGAAGAUAAGUCUGCUUGCUCGUCGGGUCUUGUAUGCGCCUGGCAUGAAAAUGAUUUAGAGAUUAGUGGCUGUGAAGGCGAUUCUGGAGGUCCGUUGUUCUGUAAUAAUAAACUUGUAGGCGUCCUCUCAGCUGGAGUGUCCUGCGGUCAAACCAGAACGCCUAUAUUUUUCUCUGAUGUGUAUUAUUAUCGCAAAUGGAUUGAGAAUGCGGCGGUUUCUAUACGCCGAUCCAGUUCGAUGGUAACCAUCGAUAAGCUAAUGCUGUUGCUUUUAGCAAUUAUUAAGCUGGCAAUAACACUUUAAAAACGAUGGCUAUGCCAUCAAAUGCUAUCAGUGUGAGUCCGUGUCCAAUCCAAAGUGCGGUGCUAAAUUCGA
This is a messenger RNA of Drosophila willistoni, 1186 nucleotides long. Its product is annotated as trypsin-3. Lineage: Eukaryota; Metazoa; Arthropoda; Insecta; Diptera; Drosophilidae. Gene Ontology annotation, molecular function: serine-type endopeptidase activity. The record is from RefSeq and is a predicted model, not a curated record. Bases 74 to 1114 code for a protein of 346 amino acids. Gene Ontology annotation, biological process: proteolysis; positive regulation of voltage-gated potassium channel activity; regulation of synaptic transmission, cholinergic. The transcript has 4 exons.